Messenger RNA from Dunckerocampus dactyliophorus (ringed pipefish), 1727 nucleotides. RefSeq names its product TM2 domain containing 2 (gene tm2d2). The coding region runs from base 121 to 804 and encodes 227 amino acids. The transcript has 4 exons. The record is from RefSeq and is a predicted model, not a curated record. NCBI's taxonomy places the organism in Eukaryota, Metazoa, Chordata, Actinopteri, Syngnathiformes, Syngnathidae.
AGAAGACGACAAAGCAGCAUCAGCAGCAGCAGAACACCCAAACAAACUGUAGACAAUGAACCCGAAUAUGACUUUCGAUAGGAAUAAUUUCUGUGUUAAGGUUUUACAUUGACGGUGACAAUGAUUUCAGUGAGCUACAUCCUUUUGUGCGGACAGUUCUUCUUGUUAGUAUCGGUAAUUCUUUUGCAAUGUUUGGAGGGGAUCCACUCCCAAAACUCCACAUCUGAUCCUGCUACCGCCUCCACCGGCGCUCCUGCCUCGACAGUCAUUCCUUUCACCGGACAGAUCCCCGAUAUUGUCAAAUCCGAAUUACCAGUGGACAGUAGGAAUUAUACAGACGCGUUUGAGUACAGAGCUCAGUCACCAGUCGUCCUCUGCAAGUAUUUACCAGAGGAGUUCAUCUACUGUCAAGACCCUGUAGACCAUGCUGGAAAUCACAGUGCCUUUCUGGACAUGGGUCAUGGCUGUGUUGGGUGGGGAGGCCAGACUCAGAAAGAAGUGAACCACACACAGGUUAUCUGCACUGCACUUGAUGAUAUUGAGUGUGCUGGGCAGAGAGAAUUCCUCAGAGGGAAUGUACCUUGCAUCAAAUACACCGGACACUAUUUCAUCACCACUCUGCUGUACUCGUUCUUCCUCGGUUGUUUCGGGGUCGAUCGUUUCUGCCUGGGUCACACAGGGACAGCAGUGGGGAAGUUGCUUACACUUGGAGGCCUGGGAAUCUGGUGGUUUGUGGAUUUGAUCCUGCUUAUUACUGGUGGCUUGAUGCCAAGUGAUUACAGCAACUGGUGUACUUACUACUGACCGGGAGCGCAACCCCUGAUUGGAAGACUUCUCAGAAGCGGGAAAACUCCAGAGAUGUCAAGGCUGCUGACAAAUACUGAGUUUAUUCUGUUAUCCAUGUAAAUUAAAUGUUGUUUGGACUGGCAGCUCUCACCUGGAAGAAACACAAUUUCGUGUUAAUUCUUUAUAUAAUAACACAAUCAGAGUAUUUGAGCUCUGGUCCUGUGUUUAUGUUACAAGUACAGUUAGUGAACAUGUUAAGAUUUUUGUUUUCAUCAUUUGUGCAAAAAGCAAAGUCAAAUACAUACCAGCUUAAGUAGUCGUACAUUUUCAAGACCUCUAUUAGCCUCUUCUAUUGCAGGCAGAUGUUCACUUACUUCUAUAUAAUUCAAAUUAAUAUAAUAGUCUAUACAAUGGGGAAUUAUUUCAUCCUCUGCUGAUUUUAUAAUUGAAAUGUUUGGAGGAGUCAAGCUGAGGCUUUCACACAUAACUGUCAAGCAUGGUGGUGCUCUGGGAGGGGAUGGGGGCUGUUUUGCUACAGUACUACUAGAGUAGAAGCCCGCUUUUUGUGAGGGGUUACAUUCCAGGGCCAUUAAUGGCAAAAAACCACAAGCAAUUGACGUGUAAGUAUGUAUUUUUGGCACAGCUCGUCGUUCCCUCUCUAAACCCGCCUGCUCGCUUGACGUUGAUGUUCUCUGAUUUCAAUAGUUGCAAAUACAAAUGACCAGAUUUGAUUCAGCUCCAGAGCCCUGCCCUUCUGUCUUCAAUAUGCCUCACAAACGUAUUUUAAAUGAAAAAAUGAUUGAUAAUGUAAGAUGAUCGAUUAACAGAUGGAAUUGGAGAUACGGUGUAAAAGUUGUACAGUAAUACCUCGCCGCUUUGAAUUUCGCGGCUUCACUGUUUUGCCAAAAUAUAUGAAUAAAUCAUGCUGUUUUGUGGUUGAA